Molecule: messenger RNA, 1505 nt
Organism: Camelina sativa (false flax)
Lineage: Eukaryota; Viridiplantae; Streptophyta; Magnoliopsida; Brassicales; Brassicaceae
Source: RefSeq, a predicted model, not a curated record
AAUAAAUAGAGAAGCAAGUCAUACUCACAAAAACUUUCAUUCAAACUCUCUGUUACUUCUUUUUUUUUUGUCCCCAAAAGAUUCUCCUCAUAGAUUUCAUCUAAAAUUCAGUAAACUCAUAUCUGCGGUUUCUUGCUUUUUUCUUUAAUUUUUAGCCAAACAAAAAAAAACCAUAAGCUGUUCGAAAAGUGGGAGAUGGAGAGCGAGAGAAUGUGGUGGAGGUCAUCAUCGUCGACGAAACUCCGAUCAAAUCUUGAGAGAUUUCUUUUAAGGAUCACUCCAAAGCCUCCUUCUUUCUCUUUAUCACAGAGCUGCGAGAACGAUUUGAACAGUUUUUGGAUCCAAGAGAGCAAAGAUGAGAUUGAAUGUUUCAAGCUUAGUGAUCUUUGGGACUGUCUUGAUGAGCUGAGCGCUUAUGGACUCGGAACAAAGGUUGAUUUAAACAAUGGUGAAUCCGUUAUGCAGUACUAUGUCCCCUAUCUAUCCGCCAUUCAACUCUAUACUAACAACAAAUCUUCACCCUUUUCCAGGAACCAGAGUGAUGUGGUUGAUUGUGAGAGUGAAUGUUGGAGUGAUGAUAGUGAGAUUGACAAGUUUUCAAGGUCACUGAGCAGUGGUUCUAGCAAAUUAUGGGAUUCUGUUUCUGAGGAUUCUGGUUAUGAAAUCGAUGGCGUUUCUUCGUUGAUGCGUGAUAAGCUCGGUUCCAUUGAUUUUCAGUACUUUGAAUCCGCUAGGCCGCACUUGCGGGUUCCUCUUACUACCAAGGUUAAAGAAUUGGCUGGGAAGUAUCCGGGACUUAUGACUCUAAGGAAUGUUGAUUUGUCUCCGGCAAGUUGGAUGGCCAUUGCUUGGUAUCCGAUCUACCAUAUUCCAUCUCGGAAGAUGGAUAAAGACUUAUCGACGUGUUUCUUGAGUUAUCACACGCUAUCUUCGGCUUUCCAAGGUAAUUUGGUAGAGGGAGACGAUGAAAUAAAUGAAACCAUGGAAGAAGAAACAUUGUGCUGUGAGGACGAAUCAAUGACCAAGAGGCUUCCUUUGCCUCCUUUUGGUUUAGUUUCCUACAAGUUGCAAGGAGAUUUGUGGGGGAAUCAAGAAUCAUGUGACCGCGAACGUCUACUUUAUCUCCGCAGUGCAGCGGAUUCGUGGCUGAAACAGCUUAAUGUUCAUGAUCACCAUGACCAUAUCUUCUUCUCCAUGAACAAGAGCUUGUAGGUUCAAUAAGACAAGACUGUUUUUUUUUUAAUCUGUUUUUAGUUGUUCUCGACUCUUAGGUAUAUAUAGCAACUCGCCAUAGUAGAGGUUUGUUUUGUGAGGGACUAUGGGAAUUGAAACUUGCGAGUUGUGUGAGUUGUGUCUCCUCAUGUUUUUUCUUGCUCUUUCUAGGAUCUGUUUUAUGUUUUCUGACCAAAUAACUUUGUUGUCGGAACAAAUCUUGUCAGAUGUUUUUUUUUUCUCUGUAGAUUGGUUCGUCGUUACAGACGAAGAAGGAUCGAAUACACUUUGCA